AUGACCCAAUUACAUACACAAGCAUCAAUACCUCUAUUAGAUAGUAAUCCAAAUGAUGUGACUAAUACUUCAACAACUAUUCAUCAUCGUUUCAGUCACUCUCAUUUACAAUCGAUUGAUGAUGAUAUAAUACCGUUAAGCGAUCAUCAAGUUCAUCCCGAUACUCAUGCUCGACGCUUUCAUAGUCCAGUAAAAGCUCGAAUAUAUAACUUUCUUGAACGUCCAUGUGGUAUUACAUGCUUUCUCUAUCAUUUUUCUGUCUUUGUCGUUGUUAUCGCUUGUCUCGUCUACAGUUCAAUAUUAACUGUGUAUGUUCAAGAAAGUUAUGAAAUUUUAUUUUGGAUUGAACUUGUUUUAUUUACCUUAUUUCUAUCUGAAUAUAUUAUUCGGAUAUGGUCAGCUGGUUGUCGAUCAAAAUAUCGUGGUAGAGGAGGACGUCUGUUAUUCAUGCGAAAAGCAAUGUGUAUUGUGGAUUUAUGUGUAAUUAUUGGUUAUGCUGUUCUGUUAUGUAUAGGAAUGGUUAGAACAGAAUUUAACUCACAACUGAUACGUUACGUAAGAAUAUUACAAAUAUUGAGAUUUUUACAUGUUGAUAGACGUCUGACAUCGUGGAGAUUAUUAGGAUCGGUGGUCUACGAUCAUCGUUAUGAACUAAUAGCAACAUUAUAUUUUUGUUUCAUAUUUCUAAUUGUUGUUGCAUAUCUAAUAUGGUUAGUCGAAAAAGAUGAAACAAAAAAUGCUGCUGAUGAUAUGUUUCAUAGUUUUGCUGAUACUCUUUGGUGGGCAAUUAUUACGAUGGCAACCAUCGGUUACGGUGACAAAUGUCCUCGAACACAUGUUGGAAAAAUGAUAACAUCUUGUUUAUGCAUAUGUGGUGUAGCAUUUUGGACUUUACCAUCGGGUAUAAUCGGAUCCGGUUUUGCUUUAAAAGUCGAACAGAAAAAACGUGAAAAACAGUUCAAUCGACUAGUGCCAGCUGCCGCUGGUCUCAUUCAAAACUGGUGGCGCAUGGUAGCCGCUCGUCGUCCAAAUCUAACGGCUACAUGGUGUAUUUAUCGAGUAGAAUCAAAACGUUUCCCUCGUCAUCGAUUUGCUGGAUCAAGUACGGCUAUUGAUUCAACAAGAUCAAUCGGUGCUCAGCUACAUAUGGAUAGUGUGAAAAAACACGGUUCAUGGAGAAGAGUUGAAAAAAUUGAAGAUUUACAUCCAUCACAAAGAACAGCUAUUCGUAUUAUACGUAUGAUUAAAUUUCAUGCUGCUAAACGAAAAUUUCAACAAGCUCAUAAACCGUAUGAUUUUAAAGAUAUUAUGGAUGAAAAUGCGCAAGGCAAUUUGAAAGUAAUGUAUACUUUGGCCGAAAUUCAACGACGUCUAGAUCAAACAUUGGGUUUACCAAAAACAUAUCCACUGGUAUUAACUGAUAAACAACGAGAACAAUUAACAUUGAAUGCGAAAGUACAACGAUUAGAAACAAAAAUGAUUACAUUAGAAAAACAAACAUCACGAGUUAUUUCGCUACUGGAAGAUUUACAUCGUGGAAAAACAAAUGGCAGUUAUAGAUCAUUACACACGGAAGUAUCAAUACCAGAGGCAAAUGAUACAUCCCAAUGA
Messenger RNA from Didymodactylos carnosus, 1611 nucleotides. Lineage: Eukaryota; Metazoa; Rotifera; Eurotatoria; Philodinida; Philodinidae. The record is from the annotation of a GenBank genome assembly.